Messenger RNA from Bradysia coprophila, 6716 nucleotides. RefSeq lists its product as uncharacterized. The record is from RefSeq and is a predicted model, not a curated record. Gene Ontology annotation, molecular function: guanyl-nucleotide exchange factor activity; protein binding. NCBI's taxonomy places the organism in Eukaryota, Metazoa, Arthropoda, Insecta, Diptera, Sciaridae. Gene Ontology annotation, biological process: activation of GTPase activity.
UGAUCGUCGGUCGUGUUUAUGAAAGGUUGUCGUCGGAAUUAAAUUUAAAAAAAAAAUUGUGUUGUGCACAUUGUGCGUACUCGAGAACUUGUUUCGCUGUUGACAUAUUAUUUGCGAUCUUGCCCAUUACACUUUUAUAAUAAUUGUGGUUUCCCAUGUGCUUAAUGAAGAGUGUCAUUAAGCAAUUCAACAUAUUUAACGUGAAUUUAUGACGAAAAGGUGAUUUAGUUAGUUUUGACUGUUGGACAUUUCAUAUGCAUGUGUGUGUAGUGAGUUAUAUUAUUGUCAGUUCAAGUGAAAUUGUUGCAAAUUGUUUUGGAAAAUAUUGUCGCGAAUCGGUAAUAUUUCCCUGUCGAUCGGUUGUGUUUUUGUUAAUUGAAAUGGGAACAAAAUAAAAAUAAAAUUAGAAAAAUGAGAAUUUAGUGCAAAUUUAGUGUUCCAUAUUCCAUUGAAAAUAUAAAAUUCAAAAAUUUCUAUGAGUCAUUGAACACACUAUCGUGUCUCUGCGUUUAAUAUUUUCUGGUCUUUCGAUGGGAUUAUUCCAUUAGAAACUCUAUUAUAUACCGAGCUAAACUAUAAACACAACAAGCAGCAACAAAUCGGAUUAAGCAAAAACAUUAUAUUGGAAUUGAGGACACGGAUUACCUCAGUUUGCAUUGAACGACGUCAGCGGAAAAAAAAAACUCAACCAAACGAAGAAUUACAACGAAACCAAAAUGUCGUCGUCUACCAGUACCGCGCGCAUUUCCACUAGAAAAGCAUCAAUCGCUGCACUUCUCCGAUCGGUAAAUGCAAAAUUGCGCUACAAUGAUCGCGAACAAAAAUCGUUCCCACUAUGCCACCACCAAUGAACAACAACCAUCGACGCAACACACCCUCGACGAAAUCAUCCCAUCAACAUUCGGCAGUGCUCGAAACAGUGAAAAGUGUGAUUGUUUCGUACCGCAACGAUCACAGACCAUUGAGGAAUUCAAAAGUGUGCAAUCGCUGAAACAGUUUUGGAUUCACGCCUUCGGUGGCGGUAAUCAUUCGAAACCGGUAACGGUGAAAUGUGUUAGUGACAAUUGUCGCUUGAAGAAAGAAAAAAGUGCAACGCUAAACGGUACAGUGACUCGUCGGACUAAGUUGAAUGAGUGCCGCGGCAAAUCGUUAUCGUUGAAUCGGAAUUUUCAGUUAAGUGACGAUGUGGCCGAUUGUUGCGGUAGUGCACAGUCAGUAGUACAGAAACGGUUGUCCGAUAAUUUUUACAAGUACAAAACGGCUGAUUUAGUGAAAAAUAAUAAAUUUUGUGAACGAAGCUACAGCUCGGACAUUAAAGUUAAAAGUGCCGACAAUUUGUGCGGGACAAGGACUAGGAAUUUUUCCGAUUUUCUUUCGUGCGACGAUGUACACUCCAUUUGUAGUGAUGAAAGUCGAUUAGGAAAAUGUACAGACACUAGUGUUACGGUCAACGAUAAUACCGUGGAAAUGCUUGUAUCAACAACGACACCAGAUAACGUUCCAGAUUUUAAUGAGCGCACCACAAUGAGAGAAAUCGAAACUGAUAACAAUCCCAGCGAUAAGAUGGCGAUUACAACGAAAUUAUCUGCAACAACAAGCGAUAAAAUUCCAUUAUCGCCGAGUUGUAGCAAAAGCACCAACAGCUCAACGAAUUCGUUGUGCAGCGAUUCGCCGCGAAAAUCGACAGCCAAUCAAACGCGUAAAUGCAGUUUUCGCACGAACAGUUUCCAAUUCAAUCGGAAAAUGACGUCGAACGGCGGUGGUAGUACGGUGGCAGCACUGACACAUCGCUUCAACCGGUUGAUACAGAGCGAUGCCGAAAUUCUGGAAGAAGUGAAACGAAACAAGGAAGUGAUCAUUCGCCGGGCCGGUGGUCAUGUGUUUAAGAUUAUGGACGGUGAUGCGACCGUGAAAAAGAAGAGUGCUCGGAAAGUGGAUAGUUCGGACGGAACGUUACCGAAGGUGACGAAAAAGAAAUUGAGUGUCAAACGGAAGGCCAGCGUUAAGGCACAUCCGGUGUCGGUUAAAGAUGCUAUCGAACUAUUCGAGCCGUCCGUCGUCGGUUCGGUGGAUGAGAACAAUAAAUCGGUGAAACGUGAAAAACCGAAAGUGCCGGACAAAAGUCCACAAGUUCUACUUAGGACUAAGGAGAUCGUAAUACGAAAAAAUUUACUGAACAAACCGCCGGCUGUGACAAACGAACUCGCUGCUGAAACGGAUAAACAAACCGUGUUGGAUGAAAUCCAAGAGUGCAACGAAGAAAAAGAUGUUGAGUCGAGUAGAGUGGAUUCGGUGGACACGAAGGAAUCUACUAAUGAGUCUGAAAUCGUCGUUGAAGAUGCAACUCCAACUGCAGUUACAGUUGUUGAUCAACCUUCAGAAGAAUGUCAACCAAAGCCAGCCAGGGUGUACCAACGACUCUAUGCAAAAUUCCGUUUCAAGUCUCCUUUCGUCAAAAAAUUGGAGUCGGCAACUACUUCCAUUCAGGACCUCAAUCCAAUUGAUCAAGUACGAGAAGUGAACAGCUCACGUCUGGACCAAUUUUCGCGAAGCGAACACUGUCUCUCAUGGGAAGACGAGAAGAAUUAUCAGAAAAUGGCCCGCGACAUGAAGCCGAACAAAUCAUUUUUGUUCAGCAAUCCGCCAACCGAUCAAACCACCAAAGUUGUGGAGGCUAUCAAUCCAUGCGUAUUGAACAAGACACGAUCGAUGGACGAAACGCGAUUCCGCAGUAUAUGUCUGAUGACACAGGUGUCACUGGACGAACGUCGAUUCGAAAGCAUUUUACAGGAGACCGACGAUCUGUUGAGUUUAGUCCGUGAGAAUGUGCAAAUCGAAGACGACUACGAGAUAAUAAAGCAUCCGGAUGAUAACACAGAGAAUGACGACGCGUUUGGAUCAUCACAGACUCAGGCAAUCACAUCGUUUGUCCAUGAGGAAAGUAAGCGUUUCAACGAUACGCCAGUCAUUAACGUAACAAGCGACACCCACGACUCGUUUAGCAUAUACCAAAGUAUAUCUGAAGCGAGGUCAAACCAUCACAAGGACAUCGAUUGUGACAGUGUCACAAGCUACGAAUCGUUCGAAAACUACGAAUCGGUGGACGAGACGACCCUUCAAAAAAUUAAGCAGGAAAAUGGCUAUGAAAUAUGCAAUCCACCCAGUCCACCGCCACCACGAAAAAGCGACACAUCGAACGACACAUCAACGGCAGGAAUACCCGCACUACCAGUACCAAAACGUAAUCUCAACCAGUUCAACGAUCUUCAGAAAUCGGAGAGCUCAUCGUCAAACUACGAAAAAAUCAAGUACGAUAAAGCACCGCCACCGCGUCCUCCAAAAUCGCCAUGUCUCUACAAAACUGAGGAUCGGCUGCUCGUGACAAAUGUCGGCGACGAACAUGACUACGACGAGGAAAACAUUUACGACACCAUAAAGAAUGUGGACUGCCAUUCCGUUACGGGCUAUGAAAGCAUCAAUUCCGGCAAUGGAUUUCUGCGGGCCAGAGCAUUGAAGCACUCGGAUUCGGCAUCAACAAUGUCGUCCGAUCAGAAAACGAACAGUUUGUACGGAACGGUGGCGGGCAGACAGAGUAUUACACCGCCGAGCGAAGGUGGCAGUGAGAAUAGCGAUGAUUGGAUGGACAUAUCAGAUGGGGAAGACGAUCGGAAGCAUAAAUUUGUUGUCGUCUGCGAACGUAAGAAACUCAACCGGCCGGAUUGGAGCACUAAAGUGAGAGACCAAAGAAUGAAUCAACAAAAUCAACAGUAUUACGAAGAUGAUUCCGAUCAUUACUAUGAAUCUCUAGACCCAGCCGGUGUCGCUGAAAGGAUCGACACUCAACAAAGUCCUGUUAUGAACAGAACCAAAUCGCCACUAGUCAACCAUAACCUUAGUACGGAUAAUUCACCAGCAACCGUUGUGAACGGAGACGAUGAAUACGAUUCAUUCGAUUCGGACGACGACUCGGAAGACGAUUUUAAGAAGAGUGAUAGCGGUGUGGACAUAAGUAAUACCCGACUGCCAGAGCCACCGACUUCCACAAAUCAAGUCUACGCCUUCAUGCAAAAGCUGAAAAGUUUCGGUUCGUUGUCCAAGAAUCUGACCAAGCUGACAAAGCGAAAGUCGCCGUCAUCUUCCAAAUCCGAAUCGCCUCAACAGCAACCGCAACCGUACGAGACCACACAGUUCUACGUGCGCAACGACUAUCAGAAUGUCGACGAAAAAGACAAACCGAAGAAAGGUCAAACGAAAACACCGCGACCCAGCAAGAAGAAAGAUCAACCAACCGAUCCGUAUGAGAAUUUCGAAUUCCAUUCACCGCGAAUGCCGCCACCACCACCGGCCAUUUCAUCAUCAUCCGUUUCGGAUGUAACUGCAUCUAGUCCGAAUCUGAACGGUUCGACCGACGAUCCGACACAAUUGACGCGAAAGAAGUCCAAGUCGGGCAAAAGUUUCAAAUCGAAAUUUCGUAAGAGUUUGGGCUCGGAAUCGUCCAAUUACUUAACUAGUCCUAGCACUAAUGCACCGGAUGGCGUUAAUGGUAACGCACGCAGCACAUUCUACAUUUCCGAUUCGGUUGACGUGGAUUCUGGCAUCUUCACCAGUUCGGAUAAAGUGGCCAAUCCCGACGAUUCAACCGAUGCCAGUCAACGACCUGUACCAGCUAUAGAAAUUCAACCAGCUCCAGAAGUUCCAGUUAGACGAUCAAAGCGAUUGCUCAGUUCACCGGAACUGAAUCGCCGCAAGAGCAGUCUCGGCAUACGACCAAACAAUCCACCGCCACCGCCACCACCGGCUGGCGAAAAGAGAUCGUCAAAAUCGAAACGAUUCGGUACGACGUCCUGGUACACAGAGUGUGGCGUUUUCAAGGCUGACCAAUUGAUCGAGCAGUCCGUUGAGAGCACGCCGAAAGUGUCAUCGAAAAAGGAACGGAACACCAGCACAUCGUCGUGGUAUGCGGACGCUGGACUGUAUCAAACUAGUGGAGCGUCGGAAGCUAGUUCUAGUGGCAGUUCCGGUGUUUCGACGGGAGGAGAAUGUGGUCCAGGCGAUGAUAAUUCGCACAGCAUGUUCUUGAACGAACCGUUGUACCAGAUCUAUUCGGCAGCUAAGCUGGAGUCAAUAAACAAAGACAUUGAAGAGAACAGUGACGGAUACGAGGAAAUCUCAGCGAAUCAUCGUCCAGAUGAGGAGAAGAAACAAGUUCGUCCGUCAGCUUUGCAACUCGUCGGCCCGAAAGGUCCUUCCCGAACGUUGUGGUGUGAAAUUCCAGAAGUCAUCAAUUCUCAGAUACUCUUAACCUUAACGCCAACCGAAAAACGUCUUCAAGAAGCGAAAUUCGAGAUCCUGACUUCAGAGGCUUCCUACUUGAAAUCGCUUACGCUGUUGCGCACACACUUCAUGAACCAUCCAGCCUUCCGGGACACCAACAUACUGAGCGGCAGUGAUCGCAAGACGCUGUUCUCGUUCAUCAUAUCCGUGCAGGAAUGUUCGGACCGUUUGCUGUGCGAUUUGGAGAACUGUUGGCAGGACAAUAUCAUGCUGUUGGGACUGAGUCACAGCGUGUACAAGCAUGCGGAAAAGUAUUUCAAUAUCUAUGUGGCGUACUGCGAGCAUCAAGGCAAACUGGACCGGACAUUGAAGAAAUUGAAAGAAACGAAAAAUUCGUUCUGCCAAACACUGGAAACAUUGGAGAGCGAUCCGGCUUGUUGUGGUCUGAGUCUUCACUCCUUCCUCAUGUUACCAAUGCAGCGUAUCACCCGGCUUCCGUUGCUCGUCGAUGCUGUUCUGAGUAAAUUGAAAACCGACGACGACGAAUUCGACAGCUGGAAAAUGACGUUGGCCAUUUUGAAUAAGAUUGUCAGUCAAUGCAACGAAGCGGCGAACCGUUGCGAACAGGCCUACGAAAUGGAAAUUCUGUCGCGACAAAUUGAAUUUCCACCGAACAUUCGACCACUAGCUAUACAACCAGUCGGUGUGCCAGCUCCAGGCACUGUUCCCCGAUCGCUGGUGCGCCGUGGCGAAUUGAUUCACCUGGUGUGGCGUGGUGACGAUGGCAAACUCACAUUCGGCAAAAAGUUCACCAAGACGAGCGUCUAUGCGUUCCUGUUCACCGACCUACUGGUGCUGACGAAGAAACGGCAUGAGGACGCAUACACGGUGUUCGAUUACUGUUCGCGAUCGCUGUUGACCGUGUCUUCAGGUGAUGUCAUUCCACAACUACCAACCAAAGAGAUUACAAUGGCCGGCAAACACUUAAUUCUGAUGACGUUGAUCGAGAAUCACGACGGGAAAAUGGUUGAAAUGAUUUUGUCCUGCGCAUCAGAAACGGAGCGGCAACGUUGGCUUCAUGUAACCGAACCGCCACUGUCGGAAAAUCCCGACGAAAAGGUCUACGAACAGUGGGACUGUCCGCAAGUGAUGGCCAAGCAUACGUAUCUCGGUCUGCAGCCGGACGAAUUGAAUUUGGAUCCGGGCGAUGUGGUCAACGUAACGAGAAAAAUGGCCGACGGAUGGUAUCACGGCGAACGAAUUCGUGACGGUGCACAGGGCUGGUUUCCCGGCAAUCAUACCGAAGAAGUGGCUUCUCCGCAUGUCCGAGCCAGAAAUCUGAAACAACGUUACCGUCUGCUUACAUUCACUGCCGCGUACUACGAGUCACAGAAGAAGAAAUGAGCGGGGGACAUUUGAAAUUUCGUGGCGCCAAUUUUUUU